Molecule: messenger RNA, 1868 nt
Organism: Cornus florida
Lineage: Eukaryota; Viridiplantae; Streptophyta; Magnoliopsida; Cornales; Cornaceae
Exons: 9
Coding region: 387-1364 (325 amino acids)
Source: RefSeq, a predicted model, not a curated record
AAAAAAUGGAGUUGGUAAGUAAAAAACAAGAGAACUACUAACCAGAGGAUUUAAAGAAAAAAAAGAAAAGAAAAAAGAAAAAAGAAAAGAGGAGAGAAGUUGUAGAAAGCAAAUAGAAUCACCUUCUGUCUCUCAAGUUGCAGAAAGCAAGGCUCGAGGUGUCUCCGAAUCGAAAUCAAGAAAAGACAUAAGGUUAUAUGUCGUGUAUCUUCUGAUGAUCACCUCUUUUGAUUUGUACGACAUCGUGAAGGUGAUAUAUAUUGCUUAUCCAAAAUUCCAACCAAAAUGAUGGAGCAAUUUUUUGGUUUGCAAAGUACAGUAGCAUGAAAAGUGAACCACCAUAAAUUUCUUUUGCAAGUACCUCUUUGGUUUGGAACCCUGAAAAAAUGUCUAGUGGAGAGGUCAGGGAGGUCUCACUUCAAGAUAUACAACUGGUUCAAAAUCUUAUUGAACGAUGCCUCCAGCUUUACAUGAGCCAAAAAGAAGUUGUGAAUACCCUAUUGAUUCAGGCAAAAAUAGAGCCCGGUUUUACUGAACUUGUUUGGCAAAAGCUCGAAGAAGAAAAUCAGGAAUUUUUCAGGGCAUAUCAUCUGAGAUUGAUAGUGAAGGAACAAAUAAUGAGAUUUAACAGGUUGCUUGCGAGACAGGUUGAGUUGAUGCAUCAGGCAUGCCCAACUGGAGUUCCUUCCAUAGCUAUGUCUAAUGGAUCUCAUAUUCCACCAAUGCACCAGAACUCGUCAUGCUAUGGGCCAGAACGUAGAGGACCUGCUCUGAAGCCGGAGAACAUGUGCCAGCCUAUUGGUAAUGGUUUACCUAAUGCAUUCAGCAAUGGUGGGCCGUCACUGCACUCGUGCAUCCAAACAGCUGUUGAUUUACCUACUCAUGCCAGGAGAAUUGAUGUUUCACCAAACAUGUUGUUAGCUCAGAGCUCAAAUGUGGGAAUUGUACAAGGAGCGAAUGGGGGAUUGAUCAAAUCAGAAUCUGGCUAUGCGGGCAGUUCCCCAUUUAUGUUUGGUGCUGAUAGUAAUGUCCUGGAAAUGCGUCCUGCAAUUGGGGAUGCAUCUGUUUCAUCUUUCAACAAUGGAGAGUCCAAUUCACAACCUAUGAAUGAAACUGUCUUGGAUGCCGACGCUUCUUCAUUUGGUUUUUUGGGGCAGAUUCCUCGAAACUUCAGUCUCUCGGACUUGACCGCAGAUUUUUCUAAUAGUUCGGAUAUAUUGGAGAGCUACACUAGGUCACCCUUCUUAGCAGCAGAUACAGAUAAUUUUCUCAACCCCCAUGAUAGGGGAGAACACCAAGGGGACAAUAAGAGGUUGGACACUAUAUCCGAAUGCUUGAGUUAUGAGGAUUGUGGCAGUGAAUGAUUGAUUAUUACCAAUGGUACUGUGCCUUGCUAGCACAGAAGUUUUUGUAAUAGCUUCUUAGAAAUGGAGAGGCUCUAAAAUUUUGAACGUUUUGAAGGUACUGAUUGGUGUGUGCUGUGGGAAUAAUUUAUUCUUGGUGGAUUUGGUUCUAGGAGAAAAGAGUAGGAAACAAUUCAACAAAAAAAAAGAAAAAAAAAAUUGUUUCUUCGAUGCCAUCGAUAAUUCUGGAUAUGAUCCUACUCCUAUAGUUGAUGUGGUGGCGAGGUUGGCAAUAGGUAGGAUGGGGUUUUUAAUUAUGUUUUUGUCUGAAACAGUUUAAUUAAUUAUGAAUAAAGAAAUUUGGGAACAAUUGUCAUUUGGAGAGGAUAAAACUCCCGCAUGGGAUUUCUGAAACUUGGAUUUGAAAUUGUGUGUGUGUGUGUGUGAAUUGCUGCAUCUUACGAUCAAGAAUUUUAGGAAUGAUAACCAACUUGGAUUAUUAUUAUAUCAUUGUCUUUGAUGCCA